AUGAAUAACCUUGACGAGAGUAACAUUGCCCGCACCUACCUGCACAAUGCGCAGUAUGAGAUGAACGAGGGAGACACGGUUGUCUAUAUCAACAUGCCGUCGUGGACCUUGGUCGAGCCCAUAGACUGCGUCGGUGACACCUGGAGAUCGCUCCACGUCAAGAUGCACUCGGACAAGAUUCGCAGCCUCAAAUCGUCAAAGUUCAAUAGCAAGCUUAAAGAGCUCCCGCCUACUCCGCCACUCGACGAGAACGGCCUCUUGAGGGAGGAGCUUAUUGGUAUGAAGUAUGUCAUGGACCUGACCCCCAGCAUUGAGGGCGAAGAGGUCGUAUACGAAAUGGCCGAGAUGUCCCUUACGCCGGGCAUCAUCGCCUGGUGGCGCAGCCAAGACACCUUUGAGGUUGAUGCGGCUGCUGUCAACGGCCACGACGAUGUCUGCCACUGUGGAAAGAAGCGGCCCCAUUUCGAGGCUGCCGACGACAAGUUCAACAUAUGGAGCCGUCCGCCGGACCACCGCAACAUUCCCGACUAUUGCCCCAUCAGACACCGCAUUUGCAUCCUCCGUCUGUUGUAUCUCAUCGAAGGCAAGUAUGUCUUGCUCGACUCAGCUCCGCGUGUCUGGACGAUGAUUGCGAUUUCCAAAAUCUUCGGCUGUCCUGGUCUCAUGGUCAAGCCAGUAGCCCAAUGGCUUUUGAUGUGGCGAAAUUCAACCUUUCUUGAGGUUCUUCCCGAAGAGGGGUUGCAGAUUGGCAUGACGUUCAAGUUCAUCGACGUGACCCGAUUCGUGUUUGAGAUUUUGGUCUACGAGAAGGCACUCAAGGAUGCUGGCGACAGGGGACGGUCGGCAGCGCCUAAUACCACCAUCUUCGGCCGCAAGGGCCGCGACCCUGGCGAUGACCUCGACAACAUGGUUCAACACGCGGCCCAGGCUUUACGCAUUUUGCACUUCUGGCGCAAGAACAUCUGGGAGGAAGCUUUGGGAUGUCUCACAGGGCCCGAGUGCGGGAAAGUUGACGACUUUCGCUUCCGCUACGUCGCACCGAAUAGCCGCGAGCCUCUGAACACCAUCUACGACCGCAUGAACCCGGUGCAGAAGGGCAUGUGUCUUUUCUUCCACAACCGCAUCAACACUAUCGCGAGAACAGGUCCUUGGCAGCCCGAGCCCCUGACGCCUGAGAGCCCCGCAACAAAAUCCCUGACCUUUGCCCAGCGGUAUGUCGGUGUCCUCGCCGUGGCCCUGAAGCGAUCUUUUGAGAAGGUUAUUGCGGCGCGGCCUCAGCUCUUUGCCGACUUUGACCGGGACUCGAAAACAGGCGUGGCCACCACGAACCCUUUCCGCCUCAUCAGGUUCGAUACCGAAGUCUUUGAGGUGCUACGUGAGUGUGUCGAAAUUCCGCGCAACGACUUCUUCGACGUUCCCAAGAAGCGCACGCCCUCGCGCUUCCUAACGAAUCACUUUCUCGCCUUUCUUGUGCCCGACGAGGUCAAGUUCCUGCCCGUCUGGGCGGGUGGGCAGGAUGAUGGGACCGGGCGGGUGUUCAACGACGAGCUGCCGCCCGCUGAGGACGGGCCGGACACGGGGUUCAGGGGCGGCGCGGCAGUCGUUUCGCCUUCGUUGGCAUCAAUGUCCGUUGUUGAGGGGCUGCGGGGGUUGGAUCUCGAGUCGGUCCUAGCGAGCGAGACGACAAGCAUGAACGUGCACAAAGAUGGAUCCAUCAUCUAUAACCCCGGCCGGGUUAUUGUGGACGACGAGUCGAUCCACUCGGAGACUUUCACGGAGACUGGGGAUGAUUAUGAGGCUGCACGAUGGGAGACGUAA
Verticillium alfalfae VaMs.102 is the source of this 1818-nucleotide messenger RNA. RefSeq lists its product as hypothetical. Lineage: Eukaryota; Fungi; Ascomycota; Sordariomycetes; Glomerellales; Plectosphaerellaceae. The record is from RefSeq and is a predicted model, not a curated record. The coding region runs from base 1 to 1818 and encodes 605 amino acids. The transcript is spliced from 3 exons.